Messenger RNA from Oppiella nova, 576 nucleotides. NCBI's taxonomy places the organism in Eukaryota, Metazoa, Arthropoda, Arachnida, Sarcoptiformes, Oppiidae. The record is from the annotation of a GenBank genome assembly.
UCAGCCCCCGAAGCCAGCGGCAGAAGUAAGCGGAGAUCAGGUGCCACACGACUCAUGACGGAAUUGGUUCAGGAUGUCUGUCCAUCCGUUUCCGAUUGGGUGGCCCGCUCUGAGGCACUCGACCCCUACGGCAAUAAGUUAACAAUUGUCCAAAGGAUCCCGAUCAACGGCACAGUCAUCAAUCAGUACUUUUAUGAAACUUUUUGCUCCUAUGAUGUCGACUCUUAUGGUUAUGACAACAAUAAUGGUAAUCAUAUGACCCCUCAAUGCCGUGGAAUCGAUAAAAAGGUAUGGAGUUCCCGGUGCAGAGAGAACUACAUCUGGACGUACGGUAAAGUGAUUACAAACACCGGAGACAUCGGUUGGUCAGUGAUAGCCAUUCGGGGGUCGUGUGGGUGCGGCAUAUGGCCGGCGCACCGGACAAAUGAGGUGAUGGGUGUUGGCAGAGGACGGCGGGUCAGUCCAAAUCAGGUGAAUGCUGAGGACAACCACUUACUUGUCGACCCAUUCUUUUAAACUGUUUUGUGGAAAGCCUACAAAAUACGCCAAAAGUCUAAUACAAAAAUGACUCAAAAU